Molecule: messenger RNA, 2599 nt
Organism: Cercocebus atys (sooty mangabey)
Lineage: Eukaryota; Metazoa; Chordata; Mammalia; Primates; Cercopithecidae
Gene: CD244
Product: CD244 molecule, natural killer cell receptor 2B4
Exons: 9
Coding region: 302-1405 (367 amino acids)
Biological process (GO): natural killer cell activation involved in immune response
Cellular component (GO): external side of plasma membrane
Molecular function (GO): MHC class I protein binding
Source: RefSeq, a predicted model, not a curated record
UGGGGUGGGGGACUCACAUGAUGGACUAGGAGCUGUGCCCCUCAGGGAGAUCAGAGCCAUAUCUCCCUGAUUGUGCCACAUACACAUUCAUCUGGAACUUGACUCCGAGCAGCUCCUGACAGGUCUGACAGUCUAAAUCAGACAGGACAGGCUGGCAGUGCACCGGGGGGUCUGUGAGAGGGGCAUCUGGCUCUGCUGCCAGCAAUCCAGGAAGUCUUGGGUGAGGAGAUUCCUUCCCACUGGCUUCAAUUUAUCUUUCCAUGUCGUGGAGAGAGAAGCCUCCUUCCAGCUGCCUGUAAAGAUGAAGAAAAUUGCAUCCUCCAAUUGUGGCGUGAGAGAAGAGAAGCAUUCCCAAGGAAGUGGAUGCCAGGGAUCAGCUGACCAUGUGUUUAGCAUCUUGGGAAUGCCCCUUCAGUUACAACCAAACAGCAUACAGACAAAGAUUUACAAUGUUCAGUGGAAGAUGUGGCUGCCCUCACAAAAUACAUUUCGUCAGAUAUUGCAGUGGGAGAAUGGCUCUUCGCCUUCCAAUACCUUCAACAAUAGAUUCAGUUUUAUAAUCAAGAACUCGACUCUUCUCAUCAAGGCAGCUCAGCAGCAGGACAGUGGCCUCUACUGCCUGGAGGUCACCAAUACGAUGGGACAAGUUCAGAGAGCCAUGUUCCGGGUUUUUGUAUUUGAUAAAGUUGAGAAACCCCGCCUACAGGGGCGGGGCAAGAUCCUGGACAGAGGGAGGUGCCAAGUGGCUCUGUCCUGCUUGGUCUCCAGGGAUGACGAUGUGACCUAUGCUUGGUACAGAGGCAGCAAGCUGAUCCAGACAGCAGGGAACCUGACCUACCUGGAGGAGGAGGUUGACAUUAAUGGCACGCACACAUAUACCUGCAACGUCAGCAAUCCUGUUAGCUGGGAAAGCCACACCCUGAAUCUCACUCAGGACUGUCAGAAUGCCCAUCACGAAUUCAGAUUUUGGCCGUUUUUGGUGAUCAUCGUGAUUCUAAGCACACUGUUCCUUGGCACCCUUGUCUGCUUCUGUGUGUGGAGGAGAAAGAGGAAGGGGAAGCAAUCAGAGACCUGUCCCAAGGAAUUUUUGACAAUUUAUGAAGAGGUCAAGGACCUGAAAACCAGGAGAAAUAAAGAGCAGGAGCAGGAGCAGACUUUUCCUGGAGGGGGGAGCACCAUCUACUAUAUGAUCCAGUCCCAGUCUUCCGCUCCUACGUCACAAGAACCUGCAUAUACAUUAUAUUCAUUAAUUCAGCCUUCCAGGAAGCCUGGAUCCAGAAAGAGGAACCACAGCCCUUCCUUCAAUAGCACUAUCUAUGAAGUGAUUGAAAAGAGUCAACCUAAAGCCCAGAACCCUGCUCGACUGAGCCGCAAAGAGAUGGAGAACUUUGAUGUUUAUUCCUAGUUGCUGCAGCAAUUCUCACCUUUCCUGCACAUCAGCAUCUGCUUUGGGAAUUGGCACAGUGGAUGAUGGCACAGGAGUCUCAUAGAACAGCUCCUAGUUUGGAGAGGAUAUGGAAAUUUGUUCUUGUUUUAUAUUUUGUUUUGAAAAUGAUGUCUAACAGCCAUGGUAAGAUCAAGGCUGUUAAAUAAUAUCUUCCAGUUUACAAAUCAGACAUGAAUGGGUGGAGGGGUUAGGUUGUUCACAAAAGGCCACUUUCCAAGUAUUUGUAAUCUAGGAAGUGUAUGUAAGUGAUGUUAUCAGCAUCGAGAUUCUGUCCACCUGAUUUUCAAGCUGUCCCUUGUCUCCUUUUCUCCUCAAUCUGGGUUGACUGCAUUUCUAGACUCUCCCUGGGCCCAGGCCCAGGCCCAGGCCCAGGCCCAUCUUCCAAAGCAAGAGGAAGGAACGAUAAUGGUGACUCAGGGGAAGAGGAAGCAGCCCUCCGCUGAGAGCCUGGACUGUCUGGCUGUGAGCUGCCUGGCAGGUUCUGCACCAGGAGCCAGGGCCUGGGCUUGACUCAAUUGCAGAGAAAAAACUUUCCCCCUACAUCUCACACCUUUACCUCUGGCCAGUUGGCCACCAGGGGGAGUAAGCUGAAGGGAGAGUAGAUAGUGCAAAGCAAGCCCAUCUCUGAGUAGAAAAAUCACCCUGAGCACAUGCCAACCUGAUAACUGGGGGUUGAGACCAGCUUUGUCCACGGUAUGAUGUUUGAUUUAUGAAGACACAUUGUUAGAAAUCCAUUUUGGCUUCUUCAUAGAAGUGGCUUCCCAGAGGAAGAGGCCUCUCAGAAGCCAUGUUCUAUUUAAGUUCUGAGUCCUGAUGAGUGCUCCCUAGGUGCACUGAUGAGGGCUCAGGCAGCUGAGAGCUGAGCACGAGGCAGUUGGAAUCUAGACACUAUGCUGGGUUCCCUGAGUCGUCAGUCCAGACAUUUCAACAAGGCUGUGGGGAGCAGGGCGGAGACUCUGGCUGAGCCCAGGAAAGGGACAAGGGUGAACUGGGAGAGGACUUACUCAGAGAUCCCAACAGGUGAUACUGCACAAAGCCUGAUUCUUCAAUUGUCCUACCCUGUAUCUAAUACAGGAGUUUCAUAUAAAACAGUGAUAUCAUGCAGAUGCAGUCUGAAUUCCUUACCUGAAUUAAAUUUAUGUAUCCUCUCCA